Emericellopsis cladophorae is the source of this 5232-nucleotide messenger RNA. RefSeq lists its product as uncharacterized. Bases 1 to 5232 code for a protein of 1743 amino acids. The record is from RefSeq and is a predicted model, not a curated record. Lineage: Eukaryota; Fungi; Ascomycota; Sordariomycetes; Hypocreales; Bionectriaceae. The transcript has 7 exons.
AUGAGAACGAGGAGCUCGAGGCCGCUGCCUCCAGUGCGAAAACGGACUUCACAAUUGCCGCAGACGAGGACCAGCAGGGAUGUCUAUUCUCAUCCCAGCAGCGACAAGUCGGAGGAGGACUCUGACGGGGAUGCUGGCGACCACCAAGGGCCCACGUUGGUGACGGAGCCGGCGGGCCAUUUGCUGCACAACGUCGAUGCAACGUCUGGCAGGCAGGAUCAUGAAGACCGAACCGCAGACUGGGUUAACAGCGCGGAUGGCAGUUUUGGGUAUUUCACUCGCAAUCAUACGAGUGCCCCGCUGAGGGAGCGGCUCGGGGGCCCUCACGAUGCGGACAUGGAGCGCACGACAACUGUGAGUGAGAACGGCGGGGGCAACUUGGGACAUCGGAAACCAGCGCAGAAGGCGGUAGCUCAGCCCGACUCAAAUUCGUUGGGCGAAAGCGACGAUACACCGGCUGACUCUGACGAGAUGAGAUUGGACAGACCAGAGCAACCAGCCGCGCCGCAACGAACAAUCGCGGGCAUAUUCGAGGAUGAUGCCUCGUCCAGCUAUGCGGAGGAGAAUCUCAUUGGAUCCGAUGGGGAGUCUUUAGGUCUCGAGAACGAGGCAGCAGAAGACGCGCUCCGAGAUGCUCCGGAUAAAGAUGAAGAGCCAGCCUCAAACCGCUCUCCCCAUCACCAUUUUACGUUCUUCGCCAUCCCUGACAGCCCAGAGCAUUGCCGCCAGGCAAAUAUGGAUAGCACUGAAGUAAAAAGUGUUUUGUAUCGUAUGGGACAAUAUAUGUGGGCUGGAACGGGUCAUGCCUGGGAAAGCAAGAUGCUCGCGCGCAAUGUCACAAGCAAGGCUUCGUCCCGCCAUGAUGCCGCCAACAAUGCGAAGGAGUGGAUGCGAUGGCACAAGUACGACAUCAAGACGGUAACGGCGCGAAAUCUGGCGCUCAACACGUACAAGCUCUGGCAGCUUCUGUCGGAUAUGCCCUCAGCCAGUGAUACACGCGCCCAUCUUGACUACCUGCGCUCGAAACACGUCUCACACGAUCUGAAACGGUUGAUGCUCGCCAUAAGUCAAUACGAAUGCAACAGGGACGCGCAAGAACACGCCGUUGUGUUCGAACCUUCAUUGAGCAGGCGUCGCGCAGAGUCCAGACUGGAAGAAGAAGAGAUCAAAGCCAGGCUACGGCGAUUCGAGGAGAAGACUGGGGGCAUGUAUCAAGGGAUGGCUCGGCGCAAGAAGCUAGAACGACUUCAACAAGCUCGCGCUGUGUCAUCAGCUACCGUUACCGGGCAUAGGGAGGAUGGUUUCACCCGCGCCACGGUUGGUGUGGCACCUGCCCGGAGAACGUGGGAAGAUCUGCCUCCACCGCCGGAUUUGAGAGCUGUACAGAGACUGAGCAGCAGGGAGGUGUAUGCUUCGGAGAAUGGAGGAUGGUUUUACGAGGAGGACAAGGCAUUGCUACGGGAGCUUCGCAAUUCUCGAGGCUCGCCUAGGGCUGAGAACGUGCAAUGCGUAUUAAAGUAUCGGCGUGAGAAAUCCGACAUUAUCAAGAGACUGAGAGAACUGGAGACAUUGGCAAAGAGGGUUGCUGAGGAGAGGGGGAUUGGCAUUCAGGAACCCUUCACCAUGGCCGACAUUGAGAACUUUGACGUCCCCAAGGCUGAGGAGCAGGAUCCUCAGCUCGUAGAGGAACAGGAGGAGCAGCCCGACGACACGGCCAUCGAGUCUGCCUCGGACGUGCCAAAGGAAGAAGAUCAGGAGGCCACCCCGAUCCCUUCGUCGCCCGAUGCCAGCGCCUCCGAGGCUCCCACCCCAGCAGACAAAGCCAAUGGCGAGGCCAAGCCCACGACAACCUCUACUGUCAGGCGUCCCGCAGGCGCAACUACUGGCACUGUCCGCCGACCUGGUACUACGACCACGACCACCACGAGGACGGCUGGCACGGCAGCAACGGCUCGCGCCACAGGUGGUCUAAGCAAGCCCCCGACGCGCCCUCCCACCACAACCACGACAGGCGUGCGCCGCCCAACGACGGCUACCUCGACCACGUCGUCCCAUCGCAGCCGCCCUAGCGUCAGCGCGAGUGAAGAUGAGCGCAAGCCUGCUACUUCCACCACCGCUGCCCGCCGCACCAGCAGCAUCAUGUCGAGCCCUGCCAAGCCGACCGCUACGCGAACACCUGCUGGCACGACCGCUUCGGCGCGCAAGCCUGCUGCGGGCACGAUGUCGUCCGCGACAUCAUCGAGAACGACGACAGCCCCCAGGACGGCCACAGCCGGCGCGGCGAGGACUGCAGCAACCCGCGCUCCUGGGACCACUGCCUCGGCUACCGAACCCAAGAAGCGUCUGUCCACUGUUGGUGUUACCCCAACCACGCGCACGACGUCGCGACCUGCUACCGCUUCCUCGGACGCGGCCAAGGAAAUUGAUGAACUCAAGUCCAAGGUCGCCCAGGGUGAGACUGAGAUUGAGGACCUCAAAACCCAGAUCAAGACAUCCGAGGAGAAGCUCGCCGAGCUGAGCGAGAAACAGAACGCUCAGCCCACCGAGGAACUGCAGGACGCGACCCGCAAGGAGGGCGAGGAAGCCAUUGCUAGCCUCCAGUCCGAGCACGAGGCUGCCGUCGCCGCUCUUGAGUCGCAGGUGGCUGAGACCAGCUCCCAGCUCCAGGCUGCUCAAGCCGAAGUUGAGCAGCACAAGGCCGAUCUCGCAGCCGCGCAGGGCUCCAAGGACGCGGUGCAAGCAGAGCUCGAUGCUGUCAAGCAGUCACUCGAGACAUUGCAGACCGAGAACGACGAGAAGCUCAAGGCUGCCGAGGAUGCUCUGAAAGAGGCGCUGGACGAGCAAGCUGCCAAGGUCGAGGAGCUCACUGCUUCCUUGAAUCAGCAGCAUCAAGCUGCUGUGGAGGCUCUCGAGUCUAAGCACAAGGAAGAGCUUGCGCGGGACCAGUCGGAUGCGUCGUCUCAUGAGACUGCCAUGGCUGAGCUCAAGUCGAGCCAUGAAGCUGCCCUCGCUGAGCUACAGAAGAAGAUUGACGAGCUUACUGCUUCUCAGUCCGCCGCCGAGGCGGCCAGCGAGGAGAAGAUCAAGGCCGAGAGCGAGGCUCACCUUGUCAAAGUCACUGUCCUCGAGGGCGAGAUCGCUGAGCUCAAGGCCAAGGCAGAGAGCGCAGAGGCCGCUGCUGAGGACGCCAGGUCGCAGCUUGAGUCUGGAAGUGGCAAUCUCGGCAAGCUGCAAACGUCCUUGGCUGAGAAGGAGGCCGAGCUCGCUGCUGCUAAAGACGAGCUCUCUAAGGUCAAGGAGGAGAUCUCCGCCUGCCAAGCUCAGCUCGCCGAGGCGCAAGCUAGCCUUGCCGACAAGGAGAAGGAGAUUGCCGAGAUCAAGAACAAGCACGAGGCACGCAUGCUGCAGCUCAGCAAGGACUAUGAAGCCGAGAUUGACGAGGCUAAAGCAGAGCCACACUUCAAGCGUCAGUUCGAGGCUCUGGAGCUCAAGCACAAUGACCUGGACAAGAGCUUUGCCGAGGCCAAGGAAAGUCACUCGGCGGCCAUCGCAGCAGCCAAGGCUGAGCACGAGAGCGCUCUGGCCGCCCUUGAGACCAAGGAGAUUGAGCACCAGAAGGCUCUUGAUGCUCUUCGUGCCAGUCAUGCCGAGGAGCUGGAAAGUGCCAAGACCGGUGCCUCCAGCGACAGGGAGACCCACUUGGCCGAGAUCGACGCCCUGAAGAAGCAGCAUAGCGAAGAGCUGAAGACUCUCAAGAAGGAAAGCGAGUCGAACGUGGCGAAGGAGCUCGAGGCACUGCAGGCCUCCCACGCCGAGGUACUUCAAGCCAUCGAGAAGGACAGCGAAGGCGAGAAGCAGAGACUGCUGGAGAACCACCAGGCUGAGCUGGCCUCGGCCAAGAUAGCUGGCGAAGGUGCGCACGCCGAAUCCCUCAGGAAGCUCCAGGACGAGCACGCCGCCAGCAGCGAGAGCGCCAAGAGCGCACAUGCUGCUGAGCUCGAGAAGGCAAUGGCAGAGGCUGCUGCCUCGCGAGAGGCCGGCGAGGCCCACGCUAGCGAGAUGGAGAAACUCCGUACCGAGCUUGCGGCGGCCAAGGAUGCCAGCGCGGCCGCCGAGAGUGCUGAAGUUGCUGCUCUGAAGCAACAGCUCGAGGCUGCCCACGCGGAACUGGAGAACUUCAAGGCAGAGACCGAGAUGGCCAUUGAGCGGGCUGUCGAGAGCUCCACGGUCGAGCUGGAGGAGAAGCACAACAGCGUUGUCGAGCAGCUCAUCAACCAGAAUGCCGAGGCUCUUGACAAGUACAAGACGGAGCGGUCGGACUAUGGCAAGGAGCUUGAGGCUAUGACGGCAUCGCACUCCAAGGCCCUCCAGGAUGCCAUCACCGAGUACAGUCAGCGCAGCGACUCGUUGCAGGAGCAGCUCAAGGAGGCUUCCCUGGCCCGCGACGCUCUGGCCGAGCAGCUGCAAACCGUCCAAGAGACCCUUGACAGCUCCAACGAGGAGAUCAACAGCCUCAGCCAGCAGCUUGCGCACGAGAAGAUGGAGCGCAUGACUGCGCUGGCGGAACUUGAUGCCGCUAAGAGCGCGAAGCCCGACACGAGCGAGUUGGAUGGCCUAAGGCAGCAGCUGUCGAUGGCCGAAAAGUCACACGGCGAUGCCCUGGCUUCGCGCGACGAGGAGCUCUCUGCCGCCAAGGCCUCGCUUGAGGCAGCCCAGGGGCAGCUCUCGUCCGUGACAGAGGACCUUGAGCUCGUGAAGAAGGACCUCGAGGCGCACCGCGCCGAGGCCGAGGCUAAGUCGAAGACGGCCCAGGCAGACUACAAGGACCUGAACGAGAGCAUGACGAGCAUGGUGGAGGAUGCGCAGAACAAGGUCAAGCUCAUGCAGACGGAGCUCGACGAAGCCAACAAGAAGGUGGGUGACUUUGAGAGGAAGCUUGAAGAGCUGGAUGCCCAGCUUAAGGUCAAGGAUGCCGAGAUUGCCGAGGCAAAGGCAAAUGCCCCCUCAAAGGCCAAGGGUCUUGCGGACAGCCGUUUUGCCAAUGAUGACGACGACGACAAGGCCGAAGGUGAGGACGAGACCGAUCACGACUCUGCUGCGUUAGCCUUGCUAAGUAAGGCCCGCGAGACGAUGAAACAGAUGGGCACCCUCGAUCGUGAGAUGAGGGAGCGCAACUUGAGGGCGCUGGGCUCCAUCACAAACUCGUCGCAACAACCAACGGAGAAGAUGUGA